UUAGAAUUCACUUUUAACUCAGGGCUGGAGCAGUGAUGGCGGACGAUGACCUGGAGCAGCAGGAGCCGUUUCCUGUGGAAACGGAUGAGAGGCAGCCGGGGGAUGAAGAGGAGCAACCAGAUGGUGUCUUGGAGAUGGGAUGUUUUGAGAAGUUCCACCAUCUUGUCUCCAAAUGGAUGCUCCCAGAACACUUGCGCGAAAAGUACCUGGAACGUGCCAACUGCUUUCCACCCCCCAUCUUCAUCAUCCUCAUCAGUAUUGCAGAGCUGGCUGUAUUUAUCUACUAUGCUGUGUGGAAGCCACAGAAACAGUGGGUGACCCUGGAUGAAGGCAUCUGGAACAGCCCUUUAACCUACAAGCCUGAAUGCCGGAACGAGGCAUGGCGCUUUAUCUCCUACAUGUUUGUCCACGCCGGUGUGCAGCACAUUUUGGGCAACCUGUUGAUGCAACUGGUGGUAGGAAUCGCACUGGAGCUGGUGCACAAAGGAUUUGAAGUGGGGAUGGUUUAUCUUUCUGGUGUUCUUGCAGGGUCUCUGGCCAGUUCCAUUUUUGACCCUCUCAGUGCCUUGGUGGGGGCUUCUGGGGGUGUUUAUGCCCUACUCGGUGGUUACUUCAUGAACGCUGUGGUGAAUUUCAGAGAGAUGAUUCCUCUCCUUGGAGUGUUUCGUAUCCUCUUCAUUGUGGUCUUUGUUGGUUUAGAUUUCGGGUUUGCCUUCUACAGAAGAUUUGUCAAAUAUGAAGAUGGUUUACAGGUGUCCUUUGUUGCUCACUUUGGAGGAAUUGUGGCAGGGAUGACCGUCGGCUACGUCUUCUUCAGUGCUUACAAUGAGAAGCUACUCAAAGAUCCACGUUUCUGGAUUUGUAUAGUGGGCUACACAAUCUUUGUUCUCUUUGCUGUGUUCUUCAACAUCUUCCUUUCUCCAGCCCCGUAGGAGCAUGAAGCUGCACUCAGGUCCUGUUUUAAACUCUAAAAUUCUUGUGUCACUCAGGAAGCAGAUUUUUACUGAUUUGUUGUAGAGAACAGUUACUUUUUAGGGACCCGAACAUUGAUUUGUUGGGUUUUUAGCCUUCUUUUUUUUUUUUUUUUUUUUACUUUGAGCUCUCUUUAGGGCUGAAUUUGUGUGAAAUGGCUCCUCCUGCUGUUUAUGUGUAGUGUUGCUUUAAGGCUAUGCAGAUGAAAAUGUGCCCAUUGAAGCAUUCAUUUUGAACAUGAUGGGGCAGUUAUGUAUGACUUAAUUAACAUAUGUGGUUUACUUUUUCCUUGUGUGCUUUGUUUUGACUUUCUGUAUUUUCCACUGUGUUCUUUUUAUUUGGAUCAUCGAGGACUGCCAUUGAUCCACUGUUCAUAGAAAAGUUUCUUACACUGCUUAAAAACACUAUGCACUAGAAGAAAACAUCAUAUUAACAUCUGACAUCACAUUUUAAGAGUUUUUAUACGUGACAGCCAUAACUAUAUGUUUACACUGAUGUAAUGACUGGAAGAACAGGGUGAGUGUCCUUAAUGCGUUUUCUUUAGCUAUGAAGCCGCUUUACUAUCAAGCAUGUUAUUUUAGAAAUGUACUUUUUUUUUUAAACAAAAAAUAUUUUUUGUUAUUGAAACUGUAAAUUAUCUAAGAUUGUGUGUAAACUAUGACAAAAAGACCAAACAGACCUUCUACACUGUGUUUUCAUAAACAAGUCACAUUUGUAAAUAUUUUUUUCACAUUAAAUAUGGAACUUCUGAAGAUUUAUUUUGUGUUCCACUUGGUUAAACCUGGUUUUGAUCAGGUCCGCUGGUGGUAUGCAUUUACAUAUUCUGCUCUCUGUGUUCCAGAUGUUGUUGUUGUGGGGUAGAGUCACCAUCCCUCCUUAAUAGCACCAUAGCCUGGGUCAGAUAUAGAUACAGCCAGUAGGUUUGAAAAAAAUAAGCCCAAAUAAAAUUAAAAGUAUAAAUAUUGCAUUACUUUAGUGUUUUUUAAAGCUCUGCUACAUGUGGAGAAGUUGCAUUAAGACAGAUCAGGGACUAAUAUUGCUAAAUCUCACCUGAUUGUUGCGGUUAAAUGUAAUGUGUAGAAAUAAGCACAUCUGGGAAAUUAGCACACUGACAACAUCGAUGUGCAAUUCAGAAAACUGCUGAAGUUUAGAGUUGCCGGUCUCAGGUUCGCCUGCUGCUCAUGUUACCACUGAUGUUUCUUAGUUAGAGGAAAGCAGUCUGAUUUAUCCCUCAGUCAUGCGACGAUGCUGGGGCAGAGGGCUCAGGUUGGUUUUGUGCAAUAUUUUUGAUACUCUGCUUACAUUUGGCACUCUAUAUGAAUCUGUGCCAGCACUCUUAUGUUUAAAGAAAUUAAAGACUCAUUUAAAAAAACAAAAACCCACAGCAUCCU
Molecule: messenger RNA, 2363 nt
Organism: Maylandia zebra (zebra mbuna)
Lineage: Eukaryota; Metazoa; Chordata; Actinopteri; Cichliformes; Cichlidae
Source: RefSeq, a predicted model, not a curated record